This is a messenger RNA of Colletotrichum aenigma, 237 nucleotides long. RefSeq lists its product as uncharacterized. NCBI's taxonomy places the organism in Eukaryota, Fungi, Ascomycota, Sordariomycetes, Glomerellales, Glomerellaceae. Bases 1 to 237 code for a protein of 78 amino acids. The record is from RefSeq and is a predicted model, not a curated record. The transcript has 2 exons.
AUGGAUAUUUCAGAGUACCAAUCCCAAUCCGAUCCCAACUGGACAGCGGACGGGCUAUUCUGUAGAGUUCACAGCUUUCGCUGUUACCACCGUAGCCAUCGACUGGGCUAUGGUCUGAUCUUGCUGGUGUUCUCACCCGUUGACACGCCCAAAAGAAUUCCCCAUCACUACGCCCCAGGUCGGCAUCGUUUUCCCAUCAAUCACCCAUCACACGUGUCGACGCGUCGAGAUGGGUAA